Molecule: messenger RNA, 1189 nt
Organism: Lycium ferocissimum
Lineage: Eukaryota; Viridiplantae; Streptophyta; Magnoliopsida; Solanales; Solanaceae
Product: extensin
Exons: 7
Coding region: 168-911 (247 amino acids)
Source: RefSeq, a predicted model, not a curated record
AACUCCUUUCUGGGGUUUUCUAAAAACAAAAAAGAAACUGCUUAUUGGCAGAACAUAUUCCUUCUAACCUUCUAAAUAAAUUCCUGUUUAUCCCUAUAAAUUCAUCAGCUUAGCAAAUUCAAGAAAGUAAAAAUUAAACCCAAUUUCUUGCUAUUCUGCUAACUUCCAUGUCGAUGAUAUCUGGCAUCCAAGGCCAACUUCUUGAAGUCACAGUGGUUUCUUGCAAUAAAUUGAAGGACACUGAAUGGAUUGCAAGGCAAGAUCCUUAUGUUUGUCUUGAAUAUGCUAGCUCCAAAUUUCGUACUCGUACCUGUACAGAUGGUGGCAAGAACCCUACAUUUCAAGAGAAAUUCGUGUUUACGCUCAUUGAAGGGUUGAGAGAGAUUAAUGUUGUGGUCUGGAAUAGCAAUACCGUUACGUAUGAUGAUUUCAUAGGGAGCGGAAAGAUUCAACUACAGAAAGUUCUUUCAAUGGGAUAUGAUGAUACUGCUUGGCCAAUCCAGACCAAGACUGGCAGGCAUGCAGGAGAAGUUCGGCUGAUAAUGCACUAUGCUAACGCCAAUAAGCCGGCAACAAGCUAUGCUCCAUCAGCUCCACCAUAUGCAGCACAGCAGCCUCAUACACCUAUGUACUCCACUCCUCCACCACAUGCAGCUUGUUAUCCACCAGCAACAGCUUAUCAAACACCGUCUCCAUAUCCUGCAUACCCGCCUCAUUUGACUGCAUAUCCCCCAACCCCUUAUCCUCCUCCUCAAUCGGCUGCUUAUCCUCCUCCUCCUCAAUCGACUGCUUACCCACCAGCUUAUCCACCACCUUCAGCAUAUCCUCCUGUGUCUUAUCCACCACCAUCAAACGACUACUCUUAUCCUCCAGGUCCAUACCCUGGAACAUAUCCUCCACGACCCUACUGAGGCCAGAUUCCUACAUGCAUGGGUGAAGAAUGUGCAUAUAAGUUGCUUAUGUAAAAAAGGGAAAAACAAAUGUGCAUAUAGGUUUUCACUGAACAGGUUUUGCUUAGGCAUUUUUAUUUUUGUAAAACAUCGAAAAUUAAAGACUUGGAUGACUUGUUUGUUAUCGUUUGUGCUGAACUGUUUUCUAUACAAUCUUAGGAAAGAAACAAGACAAGCUUAUUAGUGUUGUUGCCUGUUUUUAUGGUCCUUACAUGGAAUAUAAGGAAAUUCUUGUAUCA